Molecule: messenger RNA, 414 nt
Organism: Penicillium angulare
Lineage: Eukaryota; Fungi; Ascomycota; Eurotiomycetes; Eurotiales; Aspergillaceae
Exons: 1
Coding region: 1-414 (137 amino acids)
Source: RefSeq, a predicted model, not a curated record
AUGGCGGACGCUGCUGUAAGAGCUGCUAAAAGGGCUGCUGAAGCUCAGAAUGUUACUGAAGCUGAAAGAGCUAACGCUGCUGAGGAGCUUGACGCUGCUAAGAAUGCUGCUGAGGGUGUGAGGGCUAUAGCCGCUGCUAAAAAGGCCGCUGCUGAGAAGGCCGCUGCUGAGAAGGCCGCUGCUGAGAAGGCCGCUGCUGAGAAGGCCGCUGCUGAGAAGGCCGCUGCUGAAAAGUUUGCCGCUAACAAUGCUGCUGCUAGGGAGGCUGCCGCUGCUAUGAAUAGUCCUUUGGGGGAUGCUGUUGCUAAGCUUAUUGCUGAUAGGGACGCUGCUGCCAAAGCCGCUGAUGCGGAUGUUAUUUUGGGGAAGGCUGUUUCUACGCUGUUUCUACGCUGUUUCCAGGCUUGUUUCUGA